Molecule: messenger RNA, 813 nt
Organism: Lichtheimia ornata
Lineage: Eukaryota; Fungi; Mucoromycota; Mucoromycetes; Mucorales; Lichtheimiaceae
Exons: 5
Coding region: 1-813 (270 amino acids)
Biological process (GO): ubiquitin-dependent protein catabolic process; protein polyubiquitination; positive regulation of proteasomal ubiquitin-dependent protein catabolic process
Cellular component (GO): ubiquitin ligase complex; cytoplasm
Molecular function (GO): ubiquitin protein ligase activity; zinc ion binding; ubiquitin conjugating enzyme binding
Source: RefSeq, a predicted model, not a curated record
AUGAUAACCAGAAGCAUCACACAAGCAUCGUCCUCGUCUUCGGGUGGUGACACAGCCACUUGCUGCAUUUGCCUGGACAAGCAUCGCAAACAAGAAACCUUCAAGCCCGAAGACUGCAACGACGUUGUAUGCCAAGCUUGCCUUGCCACCUACUUGAACACGCAACUUGAUAUCCCUCAAGAAAGCUACGAGCGCAUUGCUUGUCCACGACAAAGUUGCACCGGCACGUUCAGCGCCAUUGCUAUUGUGCCACUUGUGUUAACAUCACCCAACUCGGCCCACUAUUGGUGGCGUAAGGUCAUUGAAAAUACCGUCAUGGAUAGCGUUGGUUAUUGUCCAUAUCCUGAUUGCCACGCAUCGUUUGAGCUUUUUCCAGAAGGGGAAGAUGAUGAGGACGACCAUCACGUAUAUGCAAAAUGCUUCGAUUGUUCCCGAGGCAUAUGUCUCCGCUGUGAAACACCUUGGCAUUCGGGAAUAACAUGCAAGGACAAUGAAGAGGACAACCGAGGCCCUAGAUGGAAACGCCCUGGUGGGGAGAAGAGACGUCGUAGAAAGGAACGCGAGAAUUCAAUCCAAGCUCGGCAGUUGGCAAAGAGAAAUAGUUGGACACGUUGUCCAUUUUGCAAGGAGAUGGUCGAGAAAAAGGAAGGAUGCAGCACUGUUACAUGCACUUGUAAGCGAGAAUUCUGUUAUCGAUGCGGCUCGCCUUCUUGGAACCAUCAAUGCUCACGGAGUUGCCAUAAUCUAUCCCAAGCCGAGUUGUCGAACAUUCGAGAGACCAUGUAUCAAUACGAAGACAUUCCCGUUCGCUGA